Molecule: messenger RNA, 2902 nt
Organism: Paralichthys olivaceus (Japanese flounder)
Lineage: Eukaryota; Metazoa; Chordata; Actinopteri; Pleuronectiformes; Paralichthyidae
Gene: pex5lb
Product: peroxisomal biogenesis factor 5-like b
Biological process (GO): protein import into peroxisome matrix, docking
Cellular component (GO): cytosol; peroxisomal membrane
Molecular function (GO): protein binding
Source: RefSeq, a predicted model, not a curated record
GAACACCGCGACAUGACAACCGGACCCCGACGCGUCCGCAGCUCCGGUGACGGGACAAAGAGGACCGGGACCCGGAGCUCAGACGCGGGGCUUUAAGAGCCGAGCGGCUCAGUGCAGCGGAGCCGGGCUGCGGUGGACUCCUGGCGGCUGCAGCUCCACCUGCGUCCCGCUGAUCUGAGACAUGUACCAGGUCCAGGGCAAAGGUGAAAGGGUCGUUGCCAUGGUGCUGAAGGAGCUUCCUGGUAAAAAGGCCUCCUCUGAAGGAAACCCCCUCCUCACCGUGACAACCAAGCUGGUCAGCGAGCAGCAGGAGAGUCGCCCCCUGCUGAGUCCUUCCAUCGAUGACUUCCUGUCAGAGAGCCGUAGCGACACCGCCUCCUCCCGACCCCUCACCACCAACACAGCAGUUCUGUCCACAGCUCUGGACCUCGUGGACCUCAGCGAGCCGGGGGAGGUCAGUGGGGGGAGGAAGAGGAGUCCUCUGAGGAGGAAGGGCAGCUCGAUGAGUCCUCGACGCCGAGCAUGUCCUGAGGAGACAGAGCUGAUCCAGGUGGAGGUGGAUCACCUGCCCGUCCGACACACAACACCUGAGCGGAUGUCACUGGACUCAGUCAGUCUGUCGUCUCCUCUGGACAAAUGGAAUGAGGUGAAUCUGGACGUGGAGGACGGAGGACAUAGGAGGACACAUGAGAAUAGAUGCACCUCCCAUCACUCCUCCAGUGAACUGCUGUGGUCGGCAGAGUUCAAGACUGAUCCAGGGACGAAGAGCGUCCACAGCUUCACCUCGUCACCACAGGACUGUGGGGCGUCCAGACAGCGAAGACGAACUCGUUGCGUUCUGAACAGAAACGAGUCUCAGGAGGACGAGUUUGUCAGAGCUAAGGCUGCUGUCGAAUCGGACACUGAGUUCUGGGAUAAGAUGCAGGCAGAGUGGGAGGAACUCGCUCGGAGAAACUGGCUGGAGGACUCCGAGGAUCAGCGGCCGAUCCCGCCCACCGUCUCACCUGUGGAGAAGGGUUACUACUUCAACGCUAACAACCCGUACAGAGAGUGGCCCAACGCCUUUGCCGAGGGUCAGGAGAAAGCUCGGGACGGAGACCUGAAUGCCGCUGUCCUGCUGCUGGAGUCCGCCAUUUUACAGGACCCGCUGGACUCUGAGGCGUGGCAGCUUCUGGGAACGACUCAGGCUGAGAACGAGAACGAACAGGCCGCCAUCGUGUCCCUGCAGAGGUGUCUGGAGCUCCACCCAAACAACCUCCUGGCUCUCAUGGCGCUUGCCGUCAGCUUCACCAACAGCAGCAUGCAGCGAGAGGCGUGUGACGCCCUGCGCCGCUGGAUCAGUAACAACCCACGAUACAAACACCUGGUCCUGGAGCACAGGAGCCCGCUACAGGGUUCACCGGCCACGCCACGCAGGGGCCCCCACACCUUCACACCGGCCAGGUUUGAGCUGCAGAGUGUGUUGCUCCUCUUCCAGGAUGCGGUUCUGUUAAAUCUGGACUCUGUGGAUCCAGAUCUUCAGACUGGACUCGGUGUUCUCUUUAAUCUCAGCUCCGACUUUAACAAAGCAGUGGAGGCUUUUACUGCAGCGCUGUCCGUCAGACCACAGGACUACCUGCUGUGGAACCGUCUCGGGGCGACGCUGGCGAACGGGAACCGCAGCGAGGAGGCGGUGGAGGCGUACACCCGCGCUCUGGAGCUGCAGCCGGGAUUCAUCCGCUCUAGAUACAACCUGGGAAUCACAUGCAUCAACCUGGGAGCUCACAGGGAGGCGGUUAGUAACUUCCUGACAGCUCUGAACCAGCAGAGGCGGAGUCAGCGCUGCAGCCACCAGCAGAUGUCGGCCAACAUCUGGGCGGCGCUGCGUAUCGCCAUCUCCAUGAUGGACCAACCAGAGCUGUUCCAGGCUGCCAACGUCGGGGACCUGGACCUUCUGAUGAGGGCCUUUGACGUGGGCGACGUCUGACGGAGGUGCUAGAACAGAUUGGUUCCAAACCAAAGAGACAACAGCUGCAGCUCCUUUAAAUUAAAAGAGCACAACCUUUUAGCUUCCUGUUUAUAAGAGUGUUUUAAAGGCAUCGUUCUCUGUAAAGUCCCUCAUUCUUCAUUACGAUGGAGGGUGGGUGAGGUGUUUGAUUCCAUAAAAGUUUGAGCUUCAGGGGUAAACGCUGUUUUAGCCUCCACGACCUUCAGACGUAAUAAAACAAGAGAAAAAACAUUACAAGCCUCCAUACUGCUUGUGUGGUGUCAUCCAGGUGUCCACAAGCCCCGACAUUCAAAUUCAACUAAAAACCACGUCAUUUAUACGUAUUUACGAGUUCUAUUUACUCAACCAGCAAUGGCGAUGCCAGAGGAUGUAGCCUCAGGAUGGUGUUUCUGUGAGGACAUGAAGACUCGUAGGACGCUAUCAGAGACUUUUAGGCUUAAAACUUGGUGUAAAUGACGUCGUUUCCUGUUGAAUCUGAAUGUCGGGGCUUGCAGACACUUGAUGACGUCACAGGAGCAGGAUGGAGGCGUGUUGUGUUACUUUCCCUCCAUAGAUGCUGAAUGCACUCAUUGUAAUUUAAGUCGCUUUGGAUAAAAGUGUCAGCUAAAUGUAAUCAUAGUGGUGAGGAGAUAAUGAGGGAAUUUUCAUUUUUGGGUGAACUAUCCCUUAAAGCCAUUGAACUGUAAAACUUUACUGCAGUUGUAGCCACGCCCAGUAGUGAUGUCACAGUGUACCUACAUACCCGGAGUACACGCCUACAUCACUGUGAUGAGUCAGAUCAGGUCAGAGGUCGUUUUUUUUUAUGAGAUUUUAUUUUGAAACUGGAGUUUGUGUGUGUCGAGCAUGUGUCGAUCUGCAGGAGGUGUUGAUAAAGCUGAAUUUUUUUGUUACAAUGAGCUCAGUGAUUUAAUUUAA